Messenger RNA from Manis pentadactyla (Chinese pangolin), 237 nucleotides. RefSeq names its product protein WFDC11-like. Lineage: Eukaryota; Metazoa; Chordata; Mammalia; Pholidota; Manidae. The transcript has 2 exons. The coding region runs from base 1 to 237 and encodes 78 amino acids. The record is from RefSeq and is a predicted model, not a curated record.
AUGGUCAACGUCAUGAAGCUCUGGACAUCUCUACUCAUGACAUUCCUCUGUAUGGUGCUAAUGUCUGUGCUGGGCGGCAUGAAGGACAAAGCCGAUGAUGACACAUUAAUUGAGGAGUGCUGGGGAAAUCCAACAGCCCGUGACUGUACCAACAAGUGCUCUAGAACCUUUAAAUGUGUGAGCAUAAACUCUACAUGCUGCUGGACCUAUUGUGGAAACAUCUGCUGGAAAAAUUAA